Polyodon spathula (Mississippi paddlefish) is the source of this 737-nucleotide messenger RNA. RefSeq names its product prolactin 2 (gene prl2). Gene Ontology annotation, biological process: response to nutrient levels; positive regulation of receptor signaling pathway via JAK-STAT. Gene Ontology annotation, molecular function: hormone activity. Gene Ontology annotation, cellular component: extracellular region. The record is from RefSeq and is a predicted model, not a curated record. NCBI's taxonomy places the organism in Eukaryota, Metazoa, Chordata, Actinopteri, Acipenseriformes, Polyodontidae.
AUGGAAUUUGAUCCUUUUUUAUUUCCAGUGUCUGUGUUUCUAGUCCUUUUGUGCCUGGAUUUGGAGUACAGAGUGACUUCAGAGCAUAUCUGCACUCAUGGAGAUGCUGGGUGCCAUGUGCUGUCGGUCUCGGAUCUCUUUGAUAGAGUUAUCCAGCACUCAAACAGAAUGCACAGCCUUUCAAAUGAUCUCCACUCUGAGUUUGAGAAAUACUUCUUACCAGUCAGUAAUCAAAUAGGCAGAGCAACACGCAAAUGUCAUACUUCCAGAAUUCUAACUCCUAAUGGCAAAGAAAAUGCUCAGAGAAUUGAUAGAGAAGAACUCACUCAAGUGAUUUUGAGGCUUUUGGUUGCUUGGAUGGACCCCCUUUUGCAGUUUCACAAGAGUGUAGCUCACAAUGAGGAAUUAUCCAACUUCAUCAGCAACAAAGCAUUGGAACUGAGUGAAAUGGUUCACAAGCUGAAGAAUGGGGUGGAGAAAGUAACAGAAAAAAUGCAGUUGCUGGGAAUAAUCAACAAUUCCUUACAUGGACUGUUUCCUGCUGAAGCAAGUUUAUCUUUGUCUGCCAGCAAUGAAGCAAGGCAUAUGAGAGACUAUGAUUGCUUCUGGAGGGAUUCCAAUAAAGUCCAAAACUACUUGAAAAUUCUCACGUGCAAAAUUGUUCCUGAGCAUUGAUGCUAGGAUUGUGAAGUAAACAUGUCUGGUAAAGAUAAUAAUACAAUAAAGAUGUCAUAUUG